AUGAUUGUUGCAGUCACUGCGCGGACCCUUUUUGAAGAUGGAGAGAACUGUCGGUGCCCCCACGAUGAGGGGACCUACUCCGUGUUCCAAACUGUAGAGAACAAAGCCUGUCUUACUCUAAUAGGCUUUAUUCCAUCAUCUUUGCGUGGUCCCACGGCUUGGAUCUCCUUACGGAUUUCCGCCUCAGAUGAUUACAAAUCAUCUUGGUGUCUUGUACCUGGUGGUCUGGAAACGAAUCCAAUUGUCCCGGCUGGUACGCUUGGUCUGAGUACUACAUCCGAUUGUCCAAUGGAUGCUACUAUUGCUCAGAUGUUGAACGCGGUUCGCGGUGGCCAUAUUUCACAGGCCCUGGACACACUAAUCGCUUUUCGUGCUUGCAUUCUGGAUGGAAAACCCAUAUCGAGAUUGAUUCAUCAUGGAAACAAAUCCAGAAUCGAUCGUACAUCGCCAGAAGGAAAUCUCGUCCCUGGGUCGAGUGUCAGCACUCACGGAAAAUCUAAAUCGACUUCAUCCGGCUGUCGUACUCGAUGCACUGAUACGCAUCAGGGCGCUUGGUGCCUCCACGGUUCAUUGUACAGAGAACUCCUGUUUUUCACUGUAUCUGUCUUUCAGCCUGCCCCAAUCAACAUAUUGGCUUUCGAUGAUCAAUUCAACACCGCCUUUUUGAGUUAUCGCGCCAAUCAUUGUCCUUACCUACAUGAGGCUGAUCGUGCACCAUCCCUCGUGGCUGCUGCAUGUCGUCAAAUGCUUCGUCCGUUAACACUCAUUCCGUAA
Echinostoma caproni is the source of this 774-nucleotide messenger RNA. Lineage: Eukaryota; Metazoa; Platyhelminthes; Trematoda; Plagiorchiida; Echinostomatidae. The record is from the annotation of a GenBank genome assembly.